UCUAGUCAAGAAAAUGAUAAAAAAAUGUAAAUGAUUAGAAUACACCUGAUGUUGCAGAGUUUACCAUUUCUGAUGAUAAAUUUUAAAUCUUCAAGCUCCUCAUCUGCCAGUAGUUUUAGGAAACAAAAACUUUCCUGAUGGGUAUGUUCCUGCUUAGGUUCCUCAUGAUUUUCCUCUUUGCAACUCCGAAAAUCAACACGCAGCAGAGUUAUUCAGGAAAUCUGGUUAUGAAUUGUGACAAUAAUGAUUCAACAGGUCCUUCUCCUGCUUUUCUUUAUACCUGCAAUGGCAAGGAAUCCUGCAAAACCUUCUUAAUCUACAAAUCUCAACCUCCUUAUCAUACAGUAUCUAGUAUAUCUAAACUGACAUCUUCUGAUCCAUUAGAGCUUGCCCUGAUCAACAAUAUCUCAAAUUUCACUGUCUUGCCAACAAAUAAGGAGGUGAUAGUUCCUAUCAUCUGUUCCUGCUCAAGUCAGUACUAUCAGGCUAACACCUCUUAUAUCAUUCCGAGCAUCUAUGAUACCUACUUUUCAAUUGCUGAAAGCACAUAUGAGGGAUUAUCCACUUGUAAUUCUCUUAUGCGCCAAAACAAUUAUAGCGAAUUUAGCUUGGAUGUGGGCAUGGAACUGCGAGUGCCACUUAGAUGUGCUUGUCCCACAAGCAAUCAGUCUGCAAAUGGGACCAAAUACUUGUUAACCUACUCAGUCAGUUGGGGUGACAAAGUUCGUGCAGUUAGUGAGAGAUUUAAUGCCAGCAUAGACAGUGUAAAUUACGCAAAUGGUUUCACUAAAGAUGAUACAACCCUUUUCCCCUUUACAACAAUUCUUGUACCACUGUCGACUGAACCUUCAAGCUUCCAGACCAUAGUUCACUACCCACCACCACCCUAUUCUCCUCCAUUUAUUCCAGUUCAUCCAAUCAGGAGAUCAAGAAAAAAAAUUCAUGUUUGGGUAAUACCUGUAAUUAUAGUGUCAGCACUUCCUGUUGUUCUGUUUAUUGUCUUGUUGCUUCGGAACAAGAAAUCACAUCUUGGAGUUCAAAGGGAGAAAGAGGGAAAAAACAAAGAAGAAUUACCAGAUGACUUUCUUGAUCACGUUGCUCAUGUGGAUUUGGGACUGAAAAUCUAUACAUUCGAGGAACUAAAGGUGGCAACCGAGGAUUUCAGCACGAGCAAUAGGUUGAGUGAUUCAGUAUAUCGUGGGGUUAUCAGUGGACAAGUGCUAGCCAUAAAGAAGAUGAGCAAAGAUGUCUCUAACGAGGUGACUUUACUAAGGAAAAUCAACCAUUUCAAUCUAAUAAGCCUUCAUGCAGCAUGUGAGCAUCAUGGAGUUUUCUACCUUAUGUAUGAGUUUAUGGACAAUGGCUCUUUAAGAGAUUGGCUCUACAAAAGGAAUUGUCUUGAAGCCCAGAGCUGGAAUCGCAGGAUUCAGAUCGCUUUGGAUGUUGCUAAUGGGCUUCACUAUCUUCACAACUUCACUGAUCCUCCCUACGUGCACAAGGACAUCAGCAGUAGCAAUGUUCUGCUAAGUAGACAUCUAAGGGCUAAGAUUGCAAACUUCAGCCUUGCCCGUUCAGCAAAGGCAGAAGAACAUGUGAAUUCGUCAUUGAGAUUGGCUCUGGGUUCAAAAGGUUACCUUGCUCCAGAGUUUAUAGACUUUGGCCUCGUGACCCCAGAGAUUGAUAUAUAUGCUUUUGGGGUAGUUCUGCUGGAAUUAGUCACAGGAAAAGAAGCUGUAUAUAUGCAGGAAGAGAGAAAAGUGCAACUAUCAGAAACAAUCAUUUCAAUUAUGGAAAAGGAAAAUGCAGAAGCUCGCCUUGGCUGCAUUGUAGAUCCUAAUUUGCAAUCACAGCAUUCCAUGGAAGUUGUCCUGCGAAUGGUGAAGUUGAGUUUAGCAUGCUUGGCCCAGGAACCAGAAAGUAGACCGAGCAUGGCUGAAAUAGUUUCCGCCCUUUUGAAGAUUCAAUUAGAUGUUCACAGAUCAUGUUUUUGAAAUAAAUGCUGGGGUAGCUCUCUGUUAAUAUAUAAUGGUAUAUGUUCCGCAUACAAUAUCUAUUUCUGUAAAGCUUAGUGAUUGUAAACUUAUGUUGCGAUUCACAAAAGGGAAUAAGUUCUACAA
Ricinus communis (castor bean) is the source of this 2117-nucleotide messenger RNA. Its product is annotated as protein LYK5. Gene Ontology annotation, molecular function: ATP binding; protein kinase activity. The transcript has a single exon. Gene Ontology annotation, biological process: protein phosphorylation. The record is from RefSeq and is a predicted model, not a curated record. Bases 138 to 1991 code for a protein of 617 amino acids. NCBI's taxonomy places the organism in Eukaryota, Viridiplantae, Streptophyta, Magnoliopsida, Malpighiales, Euphorbiaceae.